AUGGAUUUCACGGAAGCCUACAAGCAGACGGGGCCCUGCUGCUUCUCCCCCAACUCCCGCUUCCUUGCCAUUGCCGUCGACUACCGCCUUGUCAUCCGUGACGUUGCUUCUCUCAAGGUAGGCAGCCGAGUGCCCUCCGUCGCCUCUCUCCCUCUUUAUCUCUCCACCGAACCUCCUCUGCCUACUCUCUCUUCCCUGCGUCGUCAGCCUUCGCGCCUGCCCUUUUGUCUGCGCGUGGGUGUUUUGUUUGGUUCCGCUUGUGGUUUUAGUGUGUGGGAAGGAAGUGAGAGCUGUAGCAAUACAAAACGAACACAAAGAUGAAGGUAGCUUAUCCUUUUCGUCAGGGAUGUAGCACCUAGCAUACUGCAACCUCAUUUGCAACGAGGUGUCUUGAAGCGAAAUGCGGGACUGAAGCUUAAGCUGAUAAAUGUAGAUGAUGGAGUGCCGUUCAUUUCUCUUUUAGAGAUACAAGGCGCGUGAAUGAAAGUCUGGAAUCUUUUUCGUCAAAAAACUGAUUUUAGGGCCCAACGGUUUGAAGUUGGAAACCAUGACUGUGAACGAUACCUUGACGUAUGCAUUACCAAGUGCUGCUUUUGAUAGAAACUUUCUUCCUUUUCCCAGAGUUGGGAUUGAUGGUACGAUCAAUGGAGAAGAAAAACAGCCGUUUUUUUUAACUGAUAAUGAGAUACCAACUUGGCCUUUGAAUUCAGUAAUUCGAAAAUAUUGAUUCGGCUUAGAUGAGAUCGAUUCGUUGAGUAAUGAUCAAGGAGAGAGAUCAGAAAAGAUGAAUUCCUUCUAUCCCCUUGUUCAUUGUGCUUUCUUCCAUGGGCAUGAGCAACUUUUUUUUAGGGUUUUUCUUUAUUUGUCUCCAAUGGAGUGUCAGGGGGCCACGACCAACAUGGUUUUAUUCGAAAGGCUGUUUUACUGAUAAACUGGAUUUGAGCACUGCCUAUUCUAUUUCCUAUAGAAUGCUUGGAUAUAAAAAAUGCUUAAGUUGAGAUGUAGGACAUUUUCUGAUUGGCGUAAGCUUUGUGGAUCAUCCUGCUAUGAUUCGGAUUUUUGAUGAAAACAUGCUGCCGUGGCUGUUAAAUUAGUUCUGUCAUGAUAUUUGGGGUUGGGAGCAGUGAGCAUGCUGAGGUCCACAUUAGAUAUUACAAUUACUGCUCACCACCCAAAAAGUUUUCUGCGUUUUUAGGAUGGCAUGAUUGAAUACUUUAUCUAUCAUACAGUACCCUUCAGGUAACUGUUUCCGAAGGGACACUGAGCCCUUAAACUAUUUAGUUCUUUCAGAAUGAUUCUACUGCUCUGCCGUCUUACUAUCUUUGAGUUUUUCGGUGCAAAGCAACUGGAUAUAUGUAUUUAUAUAUUGAUGGCAUUGAUUUGUUUUUUUUGAAGAUACAACUUUGUAUGCCAAAAAGGUUCCUGAUUGGUGUGUUAGUCUACUUCAUUCCAAGGAAAUGGUUAUAGACCCAAUCUUAAUGUUCAUGUUGCCCAGUGGUGGAGGCAUGCAUCAGCCUGUGGGCGUUUAUUUUGAAUCCUUCGUGGUUUGAUCUUCGAUUCCUUUGACUUCCAUCCUCAUUGUCCCCCACUUGUCUCUGAUUCUGCUUGUAGGUUGUGCAGUUGUACUCCUGUGUUGACAAGAUAAACUAUGUCGAAUGGGCCCUCGAUUCUGAAUACAUACUUUGCGGCCUGUACAAGAGGCCAAUGGUUCAGGUGUGGUCGCUGACCCAGCCAGAGUGGACUUGCAAGAUAGAUGAAGGCCCAGCUGGCAUUUCUAAUGCCAGGUGGAGCCCUGACAGCCGACAUAUUCUCACAACGUCCGAUUUCCAGCUGCGUCUAACUGUUUGGUCCCUGGUGAAUACUGCCUGCGUUCAUGUACAAUGGCCAAAGCAGAUUUCGAAAGUCGUUUCCUUCACUCAGGAUGGAAAGUUUGCUGCUGUUUGCACAAGACGCGAGUGCAAGGAUCAUAUAAUUCUUCUCUCCUGCCAGACAUGGGAGAUCAUGGGCUCCUUUGCUGUCGAUACCAUGGAUUUAGCAGGUAUUGAAUGGUCACCAGAUGACAGUGCAAUAGUGAUCUGGGAUUCACCUUUGGAAUACAAGGUACCUAGCUUUGGGCUCAGCAUCAACUUUAAAUUCCCUUCAUACUUUAUAUAUUCCAGUGGGUAUGUGUAUUUUUUCGUCAUCAUUGUAGAGAAAGGUCCAGUCUUUUUUGGUUCUUGUGCCAGGGCUAAUAUGCAUCUUUUAUCAUUAUUGACGAAACUGAAUUCUUCAGUGGUUAGAUAAACUGCAUGAGAUAAAUCAGAUGUGUAAGUAGUUGGCGAAUGGAAGAAGAGACAAAGUUUCUCAAUUUUUUUUUCCUAAUGAUUAAUCAGAGUAAAUGUGUUUAACAACGUGUGAAUUUAUGGCUGACAUCAAUUCGCUGCAUUGUUAUCUUAGAGGCCUGAUUCUGCUUUAUGUUUCUCCAUUGGGCCAUAUCUAUUGCUCCUGAAGGGCGAGUGAUGAUUUUCUUGAAGAAACCUGCUAAUGUCUUGCUUUUUGUCAAGUUAACGGCAAAGCCUUGGCUAGAUUGACCAUCUUUCACUGUUGUUUGGAAAAACGAAUUAUUGUUGACAUGUUUUGUGUCAAACCAGGGUCUUGAUCUUCUUGAUCAGGUCUUCACCCUCCCUUCUCACUGGAGCUGCCUAGAAAAUCCCAUUGGAGUAGAUUCACGAAAAGUCUUACUUCAAUUCACCUCUACACCGGUUUAAAUACCGAUUACAUCUAUAGUGGCCAACCCCUCUUAUUUUGAAGAAAGAAAGGGAGAUCCCAUUAAGUAGUCCAUAACUGACUCACUUAAGGGCCUAAAUAGAAGAGAGACACUACAAUAACAAGAUCCUAGCUUGUCUGACAUUUUUUUAUCUAACCUUUUUAAGAUACGUCAGUUAUGAUCCUAGUCAAUUAUUGUGUCAAAAGAAAUCAUAUUAAGGAUUAGUUGAUAGAUUAUUGAUAUUUAGUGGCUAACCUAUUGAAUCUGUUCUUACUCUUUAUUCAGUCUAUCAAAGGCAAAGGAAAACUAAGGAAAUAAAAGAAGGCAAAGGUGAACUAAAGGGAGGAGAAGGGAAGCAUGAGAUAAAAGAAGAUAAAAGGGGGAAUAAGUUGCUUUUGUCUGAUGUACACUAUCACCACCAUUUCCGUUCCGUUUUCAUUAGUUGUUCUUUGUCUUUCCACAGCUCCUAUUUUCUAUGUGGAAGAAACGCAUUAGGCCGGCCAUUAUUGGGGAAGACUAUCAGAAUAUUGUAUUUGUUCUUGUAGAAGAGCAUUCUACUAACCGGGAUGGAUGAAUCUAUGUGACUCCUGAAAGUAAGAAUAUAAUUUAAACUAAUAUCAGAAUAAAAUUCCUUUUAAAUUCCCAAUAUAUGGAUAAAAAAUAAAUUUGGCAUUGCUGAAGAUUGUGAGAGUAGUUGAAAGUUAUACGUAGCACAUUUCAUUUUCACUCUUUCAAGAAAAAACAUAUGGGGCAGUGGACUAGAAUACUAUUGAUAAUUAAUCACUUGUCAUGCAAUUUUAUUUGUUUCACAUUGUUUUCCUGGGGUGGAAAUCAGCUGUGGGAGAAGCUUGGCUGAUGAUUUCUCAUCAAAAUACCUGGGCAAGGAUCCCAAGACCUUUCUCGGAUGGUUUGACGUGUGAAACUGCUUACAUAUGCCAAUCUUAUUGAUCCCUGCUCUGCGUUUCAAGGUCAACCUCUGCCAGUGUCUUAGUGUUUCGCUUUCAUGGCUGAUCAUUGCUGAUGGUGAAUGUUUCUCUGAUGUUCUCCUCUGGUUGGCCAACUUUGCGUUAGUCUGAGAUACUAUCGUGUAAACAUGCUGUGUUAUGAGUUCAUGCCGCAUGUCCAGCGGUGAUUGCUGCUUACGUUUACUUCUCAAAGCUUCCAGCAGUCAAACCCGAAUUCUCAAUUUCUUGAGAAUGAGGUUAUCGGGAUGGCAAGAAAAUCCAGCUUUUUGAUAGAAAGCAAGUAUAGCUCCUCAUUGAUAGAAUCUAAAAUAUUUACUGGUCAUUUAAUGUUCAGAAGAACCAAGAUAAAAAAUAAGAAUAUAGAAUCUAUAUUAGAGAAUGUGUUGAAUACAACGAUUGAAUCUCUAUACCAUGAAAUGAAUAGCCAGAAAUAGCAAAGGGCAUAAGUUUUUUCCACGUCGGUUUCUAUUGAUUUAGAUUUUCUUUGACCAUGGCUUUGCUUUGUUCCUCCUUGCCCAUCAGUGAUUCAUUAGUGAACAGAUAAUUGAAGCUGUCCCAUAUCUAGUUUACAUCUGACACAGUCAAAUUCCAUCAAACAUUCUCCUUUCUUUCCCCUUUUUAACAUUUGAUCAGCUGGCACACCACAUUAAUGUUGCUUCCAUGGUUUUUACUGCAUGGUAGUUCAAUCCCUCGCACACUUUGGUGCAGAUGUCUUCAGCACUCAGAUCUAUCCUUGCUAUGUCAAAAGCAUGGAUUCCUCUAUCCAUUGAUCAUCUCUAAAUUGUUGCUUGCCUUAAUUUUUCAUCAACAUGAGGUGCUUGAUUACUGCCCUCUUUCACCCAGGUGCUCAUUUAUUCUCCUGAUGGGAGGUGCCUCUUCAAGUACAGUGCAUAUGAGAGCGGCCUGGGUGUAAAAUCCAUUGCGUGGUCACCAUGUGGGCAGUUUCUAGCUGUCGGCAGCUUUGAUCAGAUGCUGCGUGUGCUGAACCGCCUCACCUGGAAGAUCUUCGCUGAGUUUAUGCACGUGCCUGCCAUUCGUGGCCCCUCUAGGGCUGUCAUCUUCAAGGCAAGGAAUUCCCCACUUCGUCACCCUUUUCCACCACGAGAUUGCCUGCCGUCGUGGUUCUCGAAGGACCUUCUUCCCUUUUCAGGAAGUGGAUGAGGCUCUGCAACUUGAUAUGUCGGGCUUGCAAUUGAGCAAUGAGCUUUCGAAUACGGUGCAGGGGAGUUGUCCUGGUGAGUGAGCUCUGGAAUAACCUGCUAUUCAUAAUGGGAUGUUAUUGGCUGAUUUUGUUUUUUUGUUUUUUUUUUUUUGAGAUCCAUGGGAUUUAUGUGCGAACCAAUUGCUAUGUUCUUGUGCUACCUUGUAGAUUUCUAGCCUUGAUCUUGAACAUUGUUUAAGUAAUGAAUUAGUGUUGUAGAAACUAUGGUCCGAUUGGUUUUGAUUGCCGAAAUUGGAUCAAGAGCAGUGAUGGGGUUGGGUGGAUUAUGAUUAUUUUUUCAGUUGAAAAUCAUGUUCUUCUCAUCGGUGUGAUUCAGUAUUCUGAUUCUCAUUGGAGUGAGCUGAACCCAGCUGUUCUCCCUGACCUUUGGAGAUUAGAUUUGCUCAUUCAUGAAGGGGACAAUAUGUUAUGAAUCUUAGUCAACUCUCUGAAGAUUCAUAAAUGAGAUUAAAGUACCUUUUUUAUUUGUUUUUUUUAUAAAUAGUAUCAUUCUACUCGACGACUUCCUCAUUCAGUAAGUCAAUGCGUUUAAUUUUUUUUCAUUUCAUUUGUUCUGAUGAUUUCUAUUUCGAGUCAUUUACACCAUGCCCCUGCUUGCUUCCGUCCUAGAAAACAUUGCUGAAAGCCAUUCCCGCGUCAAGUACAAGGUGAUGGAUUUCCCCACCAGCUUGCCUUCUCAGAAGCCUCCCCUGGACAAGCCCAACCCAAAACAAGGAAUCGGUCAGUCUCUCUCUCUCUCUCUCUCUCUCUCUCUCUCUCUCUCUCUCUCCCCUCAAAUCGUACGUUCUGUGUCUUACUCGUUGACUCUUCACGUGCCCUUUGUCCUAUCUAAGAUCCUUCAUGGAUGUAGGUUGGUGAGUUUCCCUCCGCUUUCAGACAGCUGCUGUUCUUUUUUGCUCUUUCCAUUAAUGGGUUUCAGGGAGAUUUUAGAGAGAUGAAAAAUAACAAAUAUGCUUUUUUUAGACUGUGCAUGGGGGUUGACUUUCCGACCUCUUUUCCAGGUCUCCUGUCAUGGAGCCACGACAGCCAGUAUCUCUUCACCCGGAACGACAGCAUGCCGGCGGUCCUCUGGAUCUGGGACAUCUGCCACCUAGAGCUAGUCGCCGUCCUGGUGCAGAAGGAACCCAUCAGGGCCGCCGUGUGGGACCCAUCAGGGCCGCGUGUCGUCCUGUGUACCGGGACUCGCCACGUGUACAUGUGGGGCCUGCGGGGGGCCUGCUCCGUCACCGUCCCCCUCAGUAAUUUUCUCGUCUCCGACCUCCGGUGGAGCCCAGAUGGCAGCUGCCUUCAUCUCCGAGACCGAGAUUCCUUCUGCUGCGCAGCCUUGCCCUCCAUGGAGCUGGGCCCCAGUGAUGACAGCUCAGAUGGGGACGGGUAG
Molecule: messenger RNA, 6311 nt
Organism: Spirodela intermedia
Lineage: Eukaryota; Viridiplantae; Streptophyta; Magnoliopsida; Alismatales; Araceae
Source: the annotation of a GenBank genome assembly